AUGGUGAGUGAGAAUGAGGAGAAAUCCCAGCAGGAAGAUACUGAGCAAAGAACCCCCUACACGUGCUCUGAGUGCGGGAAAAGCUUCAGUGACUGCCCACACCUUAUUAGACAUUGUAGAAUCCACACAGAAGAAAGGCCCUACACAUGCUCCGAGUGUGGGAAAAACCUCAAUCGGAACUCACACCUUAUCAGACAUGAGAGAAUCCACACAGGGGAGAAGCCCUACACAUGCUCCGAGUGUGGGAAAAGGUUCAAUCGGCACUCACUCCUCAUUAUACAUCGUAGAAUCCACACAGGAGAGACGUGCUACAUAUGCUCUGAGUGUGGGAAAAACUCCAGUGACAUCUCUGCCCUGAUCACACAUCAGAGAAUCCACAAUGGAGAGACACCCUACUCAUGCUCUGAGUGCCGGAAAUGCUUCAGUUGGAGCUCAUACCUGAUCAGACAUCAGAGAAUCCAC
Messenger RNA from Gopherus flavomarginatus (Mexican gopher tortoise), 462 nucleotides. Its product is annotated as zinc finger protein 3-like. The transcript has 2 exons. NCBI's taxonomy places the organism in Eukaryota, Metazoa, Chordata, Testudines, Testudinidae. The record is from RefSeq and is a predicted model, not a curated record. The annotation marks the transcript as partial.